This is a messenger RNA of Ruditapes philippinarum (Manila clam), 1172 nucleotides long. Its product is annotated as RNA-binding protein 1-like. The coding region runs from base 163 to 708 and encodes 181 amino acids. The record is from RefSeq and is a predicted model, not a curated record. Gene Ontology annotation, molecular function: RNA binding. The transcript is spliced from 6 exons. Gene Ontology annotation, cellular component: nuclear speck. Gene Ontology annotation, biological process: mRNA splicing, via spliceosome. Lineage: Eukaryota; Metazoa; Mollusca; Bivalvia; Venerida; Veneridae.
GAAAAGGGCAGGUAAUCCAGACUAAUUUUAAAUAUGCAGGGGGACCAGUCUAAUCUGGAGGAACUUUCGGAACACCUCAACGAUUAUCGCUCAAGGAAACGACUUGUGGACCAAAAAAAAAAGGGCAAAAAAACCAAAAAAAAUUGAUAUUAUUCUAUCAAUAUGUCUGCACCAAGAGACUGGAGUUUAGACUGUAAAGUGUAUGUUGGAGAAAUUGGUUAUGGUGCUGCCAAACAGGAACUUGAGGACAUCUUCUCAGAAUAUGGGCCAUUAAAAAAUGUUUGGGUUGCAAGAAAUCCUCCUGGGUUUGCUUUUGUUGAGUUUGAAGAUCAUCGUGAUGCAAGAGAUGCAUGUGAUGCACUGGAUGGAACAAGAAUCAAUGGCAGGCGUGCUCGUGUGGAAAUGUCAAGUGGUAAAUCCCGCUGGGGUAGUCGUGGACCACCUCGCAGAGGAGGUGGUGGAUUUAGAGGUGGUAGAGACAGCUAUAGACCAAGAAGAUCAAGAUCAAGGUCACCUUACAGAGGUGGCAGAAGAUCACCUUCACCUUCAGUCAGACGCCGUUCACCUCGUUAUUCUCGCAGCAGAUCACCAAGAGACAGGUCACCACGAGGAGGUUCUCCACGUGCCAAUGUUUCAAGAGAAAAAUCACCACCUAGAAGAAAUUCUACUGAAAGAGGGAGGUCACCAUAUGAUGAUGAUGGGAAAUAAAAUUUUGUCAUAUAUUGGGUAUCCACAGAAAUGCAUACACCAGAAGUGAUGUUCAAGUAAUGAUGAUUAUACUUGAUGGAACUACAAUUCAUUCUGUUCUGAAAGCUGUUUGAUCAUAUAUAUUUUCCUGUAAAAAGGUGUUUUUUUUCCACAUCUCUUUACAUAAAAGACAUAAUCAUCUGUUUUUAAGAGGGUUUUAAACCACUCAUGUAGCUCAUUUAGUAAAACAUAUGUUCAAUGGACAUUGGAAUUGUAAGCUCAAGUCCUAGGGACAUAAUUGUUUUGAUUUGACUGUUUAUUUGAUGAUGUAACAUAAUUCUGAUGUAAAUAUUUAACCUUUGCUGGAACACUGUGUUAAUAGAAUACUUUUUUACAGUUGCACUUAAUGCGACAAAAAAAAUCUUACACUAGCAUGCUGUCAAAAUAUGUUAUAAACAAAUGUAAAUAAAGACUGGUUUCCUUGA